Messenger RNA from Pundamilia nyererei, 8598 nucleotides. NCBI's taxonomy places the organism in Eukaryota, Metazoa, Chordata, Actinopteri, Cichliformes, Cichlidae. The record is from RefSeq and is a predicted model, not a curated record.
AUGUCGGGAAGAGGCGAUGAUAAUCUCAAGUAUCUUCUGAAUAGCUCCUUCAGCCAUAGCCUCAUCGACACAAGCGUCAGCGUCUUAGAAACAUUAAGGGUGACGGACAAACUCAAGGCAAGAGCCAAUUACAAGAUGGAAGCUUCUAGUGCUUUAGGCUUGCAAGCCACCCUCUACUACUCUGCUCAUGCGACUUCCUCCCUAAAUUCAGACGAAGUCUCGGGAGAUGGCACCGUCAACGGACUCCUCAAAAUUGGCUCAUUCCACACCAACGCUUCCUACCUUCACAGCUACAACCUACGCCCACUAGAUCGAGAAGGACGAGGAGAAUCCACUCUGAAGUUUGACUCACCAGUCCUACAAGUUCACAACACAGUCCGUGGAGUCUGCAAAAACUCAGAGUUAUACAUCAUGUCCCAAACGAGCGCUCAGAGGGACAUGCUCCAGCAUGUGGCAGAACUCAGAUAUAAGGAUGCGCAGCUGACCCUGAAGUGCAGCGCCUUGGCCAAAGCCAUGGGGGAAUCACUAAGUAACCAAGUUGAGUUUGGAGUGUCCAACCAAAUGGCCCUUCUCACAAUUGAAUCCCAGGCAUAUGACGACAAAAACAGGGUAUACUCCCUGAUAUCAGGAUCUCUGGAUUCAAAUGGGCUUCAGGUAAACUCUGAGGGUUCCCUCACCUUAGAAACAGGGCGUGUCUGGCAUAAGGCUUCUGUAACAGCUGGAAAAAAUGGUCUGACAGCAAGUGGCACAAACAGCAUACAGUGCAGUCCUGUGACAGUGGAGAACAUUUUCAACUGUGCGAUAGACAACAGUGGAGCAUCCCUUUCCUCCUCUACCAAAGCGAUGGGUGACGAGAGCAGAGGGGAGCUGAAAAUUGAGGGUGAAGUCACAGCUGCUAAAGCCUCUCUUUACGGUGACCUGAAGGGAUAUGCGUACGACGCAACGACAUUAAGCAGCGUGAAAAUGAUGCUGGACAGAAGAGCUCUGAGUUUUACCGGAAACACAAAGGGAACACUCAGACAGAUGAAAACAGAAAACAGCCACAAACUCACCCUCACCCUGUGGACCCUCAGCCUCCGCUCCGAGUCAAACAACUUCAUCUGUGACGAUAUUUACUACAAGCAAGACACCAAGCUCGAUGUGAAGCCAUUUUUUACGCGAUUCAAUAUGAGAAAUGACCUCCGGUUUUAUGACGUCGCUUUGAGCCAUGAGGGUCACGUAAGGCUCGAGCCAGUUAAGGUGGAUCUCCGUGGAAGCGUGACUGCAGCUCACAGAGAGCAACACAGCGUCAAACAUACCUAUGAACUCACCUAUGACUCACCUGUGGCUGGCACCAUGAAAUACAGCACAUCUGGAAACGUGAUGGACGCCCAGCUCACUCACAGCUGUGAACUGGAAUUUGCUGGACUGUCUUUAACAUCAGACUGUGAGGCGCAGGUAGACUCUUCACCUGUGCGGUUUAACAGCAGCGUUCGCACCAUGGUGCUGCCUUUUCGCCUCACUGUGGAUGCUGGUUUCAACGCGGCGGGAGAAAUUAAUCUACGUGGGCAGCACACCGGAGACACGUACAGCCAGCUGCUGCUGAAAGCUGAGCCCCUAGCUCUUUCAUUUGCACAUAAAAGCGGCAUAUCAACAGCUCAUAAGCUUCCAAGUGGGGAAUCCUCUGCUGGUGUAAAGAACAUAUUUGAAGGUUUCCUGACUCCAAGCGAUCAAUUAUUAUCUUGGGAAGUAAAGUCUAAACUGAACGACCGUGCUUACAACCAGGCGACCAGUAUUUCCAACAAUCCAGAGAAAGCUGAAUUGGAGUUUUCAGCAAUAAUGUUAGAAGAUUUACAAGAAAAUGCAAAAUUCAACAUGUCUGGUUUCCUGCAGUAUGAUAAGAACAGUGACUGUCAUAUCAUCGAGAUUCCACUCAUCGAGAGCUUUCCUGCAGCUUUUCAGCAGCUCAAAAACACACUGGUUCAAACCUUAGAGUCACUGCAGCAGGUCAUCCGUGAUGUAGAUAUUGACGGGCUCAUCAGCAACUUUGGAGAAAAGCUAGAACGCCUGCCGACACAAGUGAGUAACUUCAUGCAAGAGCUAGACUUGGAGAACAAAGUAAAUCAAGUGAAAGUGAAACUUGAUGAUUGGAUCGGUGCCUCCGCUGUCACGAUGAAUGACUUGGAGCUUGCUGUGAAGAAUCUGAGGAAGAAUUUAGAAACCACAGUAACGGACAUCAUCACCAAAAUUCAAAAGCUCGUUUUUUCCGUUGAAGAGUACAUCAAGGGUGGACGUCUUGAAGCCCAGAUAACAAAUGUUCUUUCUGAUGUCGGAAAUCACACGUGGGCCUUCGAUGACCAAUAUAAAAUUAAGCGGUCAUUUCUCAGAAUUCUUGAUAUCAUCGAAGACAUUAUGAAACAGAUCGAUUUCCAGAAACUCCGGAUAACCGGUGCUGUGUUUCUCCAGGAGCUAGACUCCAAAUAUGAAAUCUUGGAGACGAUUAAAACCAAACUAUCAGAACUGAAACGAGUCAUUGAGGAUUUUAACAUCAAGUCGAUUUUUGAGGAUCUGAAGGAGUAUCUCCUUUCAGUUGACUGGGCUGCGCAUGUUGAGCAGUUAUCUUAUAAUAUCCCCCCUUCAGAGAUAGCAAAAGUCAUGGAGUCGUUCCAUGAUGUUAUCGUCAACUGGAUUGAUGAAUAUGAAAUCCCCAACAAAAUCAAUGAAGUGUAUUUCUACAUCAGGGAUCUUGUUUUAAAAUACGACCUCGAUGAUAUAUUCAAACAGCUGAUGGAUCAGGUGGUGAUUCUGGUCGAGCAGUUUAAAAUUGAAAAGACUGUGCAGUCACUGGUAGAAGCUUUGAAGUCUAUCAAAUUUGAAUAUUUUUAUGAUAAAAUAAUGCAAUUUCUGUCCAGUGUGACAAAUCAGCUCAGAGCGAUCGACUUUAAGAAGAGCAUCGAUGACCUUAAUGAAUAUAUUUCUUCGACUCUUAAAUCAAUGAGGACAUUUCGGUACGGUGCCUUCGUUGAUGAUGCUAAUAAGAAGAUUGCUGAACUAACAAACUACAUCAACGAGCAGAUUAAAAUAUAUGAGCUGGUGAAAAAAAUUGAGGCUGUUAGGGACUUUUUCAGAGAGAUCCAAACUUCCAUUUUUACGUAUUUGGAUGAACUAAAAAACACAAAAGUGGCUGAUGCUCUAAAAAGACUGAAAAAUGUGAUCGAUACUACAUUUUACAACGACAUCAAACUGAAGGUGCAGGAUAUCCUUGAGGAUGCAAGGGAGAGAAUUGUUGACAUGGACAUCAGAGGCGAACUGUAUUUAUUCCUCGAAAGAGCGAGCGAUUCCUACAGAAAUAUUGUUGAAUUAAUGUCUGCAAACUUUAACCAAGUGAUGGAUCAGAUUGUAAAAACAGCAAAGGACAAUGAGUUCAUUGACCAGACGAAGCAGGCUGUAGAUGAAUUUCUGAGCUUACUGAAAAGAGGUAAGAUUGAAGUUCCUACUUUUACAGUACCUCUCACUGAUCUUGUUAUUCGAGGAUUUACAGUUGACAUGAAGAAUCUGCAGGACAUUAGCAUCCCAGCUCAAAUUUCACUCCCUCCGUUCACCAUCCUCAACUUGUACACCAUCCCUGGCUUCACGAUAGAUGUCGAUGAGAUCAAAGCUAGGAUCAUUGCUCUGAUAGAUGAAAUCAGAGACUUUGAGAUCCAAACACCUGACCCAGAGGAAAUCUUUGGUGAUCUGAAAGUUCUCUACCUGUCUGAACUACCCGAUCUCACCUUCACAGGAAUAACUCUAUCGGAAAUAACAUUUCCAGCAAUCAACAUUCCCAAGUUGCAGUGGAGAGGCUUUGAUGUCUUACCACUCCCAGUUCCAGAGAUAACUUAUCCCAGGAUUCCCAGUGACAUUUGUGUCCCACGUUUUGGAAAACUCCAUGGAGAAUUUAGGGUGUACUCGGAAGACCUGACUCUCAUUACAACAGGAAAAAUUGAAAACUCAACAUCCACACCAAAAAACCCACAGUUUACAGCCAUCGUUGCGUCUCAUGCCAAGUCGCGCUUCAAGCCGCUGGAGUACACGUUUGAAGUCACGGCUCAGCUGGAGGCUCCCAGAAUGAAGAAGCUGCAGUUCACAGAAACACUGAAGGCUGCACACAUGGCCUUUGCCAUUGACCACGAAGGAUCCCUGACACUCACCGGCACCGCUGCUGAGGCUUCUGCCAAGACUGUCGCCAGAGCUGCAACCCAAAUGUACACAGCAGAGUUGGUCAGUAAAAUGGACCUUACUUUAAAGAGUGGAGUCCAUGCAGCCGUAGCCACAGCCUAUAACCACAGCUUGAAUAUCCCGUCACAUGAAACUUCAAGUCAGGCAUCAGUGAGACAGAAUAUAGCAGCCUCUGCAGAAUCUGGCAGAGUCACUGUGACUGGAGAGACUACAGGAAAUGGAAAGUGGUCGGUUUAUGACUACGCUGAUGAAGGUACUCACAAAAGCAACAUGGAGUUUGAUGUAAAUUUCAGCACUGCAAAGUUAACAUUUGUUGGAGAAACUGACUGUGAGGCCUUAAAAGCCAAGCACACGCUAAGAGCUGAAUCAGUGCUCUUAAAUCGGAUUAGCAUUGAUGCAAAAUGUGAAACUGAAACUCCAUCUGUGAAGAAGAGUGUUUUGGUUUUGGAUGGAGUGGCUGAUAUCGGAGACCUGAAGGUUGCGCUCGCAGCCUAUCACGAUGUUGAAUUCAAUGGAAAACUGACUGGAUCCAUGUCCAACUCGCUGGAGUUCACAAUCCAUCCAUUUGAGGUGGCCUUCGAUGUUAAGAAUAAAGUAAACUCGAAGGUUUUCUUUCCCCUGAGACUGACUGGAAAGGUAGCUCUGCAGCAUGACUGUGGUGUUGCAUUAAACUCUGUGAAACAGCACGCGUCCUGCUUUGCUUUGGCAAGGUUCAAUCAGUACAAGUACAGUCACAACAUCACCGCAGAAAACAAUGAUAUGGACAUCUUCUUCCACUCUUCCGCAAAUGGAGAGGCUAACCUGGAAUUUUUGACGAUUCCGGUCUCUAUCCCAGAGAUGAGCAUACCUUAUUUCCAUAUUAAAACCCCUGAAGUCAGAGAAUUUCCGCUGUGGGAAAAUGCUGGAUUCCAAACUUUGCUCACCACACCUCAGCAAUCAUUUGACAUGAACUUGAAGCUUCACUAUUACAAGAACCCUGACACCCACAGCUUUGAACUUGAAGUAACCUUGCCCACUUUUAGACUGCCACCCAUGCAGAACAACAUAGCGAUCCCAGCUAUGGGUAACAUGACAUUUGAUUUCUCCUUCAAAUCUGCUGUGAUUUCGUUCAUUGCCAGCGCAGGCCUUUACAAUCAGUCUGACAUUGUUGCUCGUUUUGGCACCUCUUCAACGUCAGCGUUUGACAUUUUGAACAUAAAAAUCGACGGCACCGCCAGCUUGACGAGGACGAGAGGAAUAAAAGUGGCCUCAGCUGUUUCCCUGGAGCACGACAACAUCAAUGCAAACCACGAAUGUGCUGUCAACCUCAACAAAAGGGGCAUGGAAGCUUCUUUAACCAACACUGCAAAGGUCAAGCUACCCUUCCUCAACCUGGAGCUGAAUCAAGAGCUCAUCGGAAACACCAAAACAAAGCCAAAUCUCACAUCCAAGAAAAAGUUAAAGUACAUUUUUAGCAUUCCUCUGAUUGAGGCUGCAGGAAACUGUGACAUGAACUGGGAACUGGAAGCGCUUCCUUCUUAUGUGUCUCUGGAGACCUGCACCCAGGGGAAGACAGACAUUAUGAUGGUGAACGGCUGUAUCUUUUCUGGAGAUCUGGAGAAUAAAGCCAGUUUCUAUUUCACUGCCAACAGCCUGCGUUCAACUGUCAAGACUGUCUUAAACUCAAACCUCGACAAACAGGAGAAACAAAAACGAAACUCCAACAACAUCUUCCUGUUUGACUUGAAUAAGGAGUUAGCUCUGGCAGUUUCCUUACAGCGAAUUUUUGCAACGGCUGAAUGCACGAGCACCAACAAUGUCGAUUUGGCCUUUUUCACAACAAAUGGAAAACAUGUCGCUAAAGGAGAACUGGACUUUAUUCCUUUAACGACCUUCAAGACCAAACUGAACAUCGAAGCGAGCCAGCCGAGCAGUUUGGGUGAUGCUCGACUCAUUCAGAGCAUUAACCUGGCCGUCAGCUCAGAGAAGCAGUCUCUCACCUGGAGAGUUAAGGAACAGCUUGCGUCUUUCGUCCAUGCUCAUCUUUUACUGCUGUCCAAUGAUGAAUCAGCAGUGCACUUGAAUUUGGCUGGAUCAGUAGAAGGUCCCCUCGCUUUUUUGAAGACAGUUAAGAUUCCUAUUUAUCAGAAUACCCUCUGGGAUGUGCUCAGGUUUGAUCAGGUCACCAGUAUGAAUAAAUUACAAUUCCUCAAUGUCUCUACUAGUAUUGUGUACACAAAGAGCAUGGAUGGCCAUGGAUAUGCAAUACCGUUUACCCUUUUGGAAAAUGGUGUCAGUUUUAGCGUCCCUCAGAUCAGCAUUGCAGUGCCUUCAUGGCUCAAAGGAAUUCCAAGCUCCAUAAGGAACAUAGAUGAGCGUCUGGAAAACCCCGACGUCCCGGAUCAUCUCACACUUCCCCCUGUGAUCUCACUUCCUGCCUUUAAUGUACCAUUCACGACACUGCAUGUGGAGCCCUUCACACUCGAUCCUAAGAACCUCAGCGUCCCGAGGGUGAUCAGCACCGAAGCCUUUGAAAUCAUGCUGCCUGGCCUGCCAGUACUGUCAGUGCCUGGUUAUGACAUUAACACAGAGUACCUGCAGGGAAAAACAUCAUUCCUUUCAUUUAAGAUACCACAAUAUGAAAUCACAGUCUUACCUUUUACUCUACCAAAAUCAGUGACCAUCGGGGGGCAAACCAUCAGCCUAAAUUACAUCACACGCCAGAUUUCCAACUUUGACCUUCCAGCCAUCACCAUUCCAGAGCAAAGAAUCGAAAUCCCUGCAACGACCCUCCAUCUGCCUUCAAGUGUGUUUAUCCCAUCUUUUGGUGCUCUCAGCGUCUCUAUGAAGGUUUCAUCUCCCAUUUAUAGUGUGUCGACAACUGCCAGUGUCGAGAAAAAGGACUCUGACCUAUUAACUUCACUGAAAUCCAGAUGUGUUUCUACCAUGAACUUCUUGGAAUAUGACCUCUCUGCUGAUGCAACCAUCGUAUAUGAUAAUGGGGCAAUGAGUCUAACUGGGAAGGGAAAAUUGAUUCACACUGAUGGAAAUGUCAACUGGCAACAUGUUUUGGCACAAAAUGUCCGGGAGCCUCGUCACACUCUUAGCGUUGACAUCAGCAGUCGAACGUUCACAGAUGUGAGCUUCCGCUUUGCUUCCCGCAAAGAUGGCAUCACUGCAUCCGUGUCUUCGCCAUCAUCUGGUUUCCUUGGAGUGCAUUUACAGAGGAGGUCUCCAUCACAGUUGUAUGGGAAGCUGUUCAGUCGAUACCUGUCGUCUCCAGAGAGGGAUACCGAUGUCUUCGCUGCAAAAAUCUCACUGAGAAACUCGCAAAAAUUCUUUGUGCAGACUUCGUGGAAUCGGGACUUCCUGUGGGAUGUGAUGGAAGGCACCAAGCACAGAGUUCCUGCAAUGACAGACGCUGUGUUCAAGUGCAUUAACAAGUAUCACACCUCCCACUUUGGCUUUGACAUCAACCGUGGCAGCAAGAAGCUGAAAAACACACUUUCUUACGCCAUAGAGCGAGCCUACGAUCAGGUUCCUGUGUCUUGUACCACACCGCAGGAUUGGAUCCAAAACUUUGCUGAUGGAGCGCGAGAUAACUACCGGAAGGCCUCUGACGUCUUGAUGUCCAUGACUGUGCAGGAUGCUAUAGACAGGCUGUUUGAGACGGUGAAGCGUGUCAUGAAACAGUGUGAAAACAACAUGAAUGUGCUGCUAGAUGCAGCCUUGCAGUUUUUGAAUGACACACGGUUCAUGGUGCCGGGAUCGGAGAGGAAGCUCUCUCUUAUGGAAGCGGUCCAGGAAGCCCGUAGUGCCAUUCAAAGAAUCAACGGCCUCGUGGAGAACAUCUCUACAGACAUCAGGAAAAUCAGGUUCACCGUACCUGGAAGUGAUGCUUUUGUUAGCGGAGAUGAGAUCAUGGAUAAGGUGGGGAAUAUUCUGGACCAGCUGAGAGAGGGUGUGAUCAGCGUGAUCAACGUGCUCCACCUGACAGCUGCUGGAUGUUUACGCGUCGUUGCUGAAAAAGCUGAGAGUUUCCUCGCCUACCUGCAAGAUCAAAACUCUGAAAUUUCCUCUAAAGUUGAUGCCAUUUAUGCAGAUGUUCUGCAGUUUUCAGAACAGCACGGCGAGGAGGCGCAGAGGUGCACGACUGAGUACAGAGACCUCAUCAAACUCAAGACCCAGAAAGCCUUAAAUGCUCUGAGCAUGGAGCGAGUAAAUGAUGGGACCAGCAGGAUCAUCAGUAUUUUGCAGGUGCGCUUCUAUGAGGGACUUGAAGCCAGUGUGGCUCUAAUGACCAGGGUCUCCCAGAGCACAGCACCCUACAUUAGAGUCAGCGAUGAGAAGAUGGACAUUGAGAUACCUUUACCCUUCCUCUGGAGGUCUUUCAGCGAAUGGCCGACGCCGCUUAGGCAGUGA